This is a messenger RNA of Dermacentor silvarum, 1206 nucleotides long. It is a transcript of the gene Syx18, whose product is annotated as syntaxin-18-like. The transcript has 10 exons. Gene Ontology annotation, biological process: intracellular protein transport; retrograde vesicle-mediated transport, Golgi to endoplasmic reticulum. The coding region runs from base 193 to 1155 and encodes 320 amino acids. The record is from RefSeq and is a predicted model, not a curated record. Lineage: Eukaryota; Metazoa; Arthropoda; Arachnida; Ixodida; Ixodidae. Gene Ontology annotation, cellular component: SNARE complex; endoplasmic reticulum; membrane. Gene Ontology annotation, molecular function: SNAP receptor activity.
CUACGUCAGCUGCUGCUACGUCGGGCGUGCGAACUGUGGUAACUGGAGUACUACGGGUACUACCGCGACCGUUUACCGCUGGUGUGUGGGACGCCUUAUGAACUGAGGGAGCGCCCGAAGUGCAGUCAUGAAAACGCCGCUUAUGGCUCAGUGAUAUUUGUUGUGCCAUGUUUAUAUUGUGUUUUUGAUAAAAUGGAUGUGACCUCGUUAUUUAAGGCAUGUGUGAAAACUUUGCGGACUCGAAAUAAAGCACUCGGUAUGCUGAAAGAUACCGACAAGAAUUCCAUACUGAAACCAAGGCAGCCACCCUCCGAUUUUGGCUACCGGGUUAGAGAAAUUAACUCCAACAUCUCGAAGAUGAAAAACUUCCUCAGGGAGCACAGAAAUGACUACAUAGACGCAACCCAGGUGAUGUACAACACAUCGCGGAUGACAGACACUGAGCGAGAUAGAAUCGACAAGGAAGCUCAGCAAUUCGUCUUCCAGUGUCGGGAGGUACUGAAAAACUUGCGGAAAGAAGUGAGAAACCAAGCUCUAACGCCACAGCAGCUGGAGCAUCAUGAAGGUGUCAUCUAUUUGUUAGAGCAUCAUUUGAGAAGUGCUUGUAAGCUGUAUUCUGAACAAAAGGCCAUUCGUGUCAAGCGAGCAUACGACAGGCAGAAGUUGUGUAGACUGGAGCCUGAAGUCAAGAAAAAAACACCUCAUGAAAUAGAGGGUAACGGUGAAGAGCCCCAUCAAGUGCCUGCUGAAGUACAACCAGCGGCUGUGGCUUAUGGAGAUGUUCCGGAUCUUUUCUCAUUUGACGGAUGGGAUGAAAAUGUGGUGAUCUCAUAUGAAGAGUUUCAAAUGUUUGAACAAGAGAACAAGAAGCUCUAUGAAGAAUUGAAUGCACUCUCAGAUGAAGUCAAAAGCAUUGAGGGCAGAGUUAUUGAGAUUUCGCAGCUUCAAAAGGUGUUCACUGAAAAAGUGUUGGAACAGGAUCAAGAAAUGGAGCGCAUUGCUUAUACACUAGGAGGUGCUACUGAAAAUGUAAAAGAUGGCAAUGAGCAACUUCGUCAGGCGAUGAAGAAUAAUGCUGGCUUUAGGAUAUCAAUUUUGUUUUUCCUCCUGGUGAUGUCAUUUUCACUUCUUUUUCUUGACUGGUACAAUCCAUAGUCUCAUUUUCAGUCAAUUUUAUGUGAGAAUAAAUUGAUAUUUGAUAUAUAA